UUUUGAUGCCUGCAAAAGGCUAGACCUCUCCAGUUUUUUGUUGUGUGAGCUGUAACUGUAGCCUGCCCUAUCUGUGCUGGACAGUGUCCAGCCGAAGAGCCUCUUUGCCCUGCCCUCAGGCCUCGCAGCUUGUGGAUCUCCGUGCGGAGGAACGCCUCUUUGGUGCCUGUGACAGGGAGAAUUAGGCAAGAGAUGCGGGUUCACUUGCCCUGCGUAGGGGCUUAUCUUGGGCUAAGCUGAGGGACUAAUAGCAAAGCCAGCCUCCGCUCCAGCCGGUCUGAGGGCAAAGGGAACCAUCUGUCCAGUCUGUGGAUAGCUGACAACAAAGGGACAAACAUUGAACACGGACUACAAACUAAAAGGCUGUUCAUUUAGGAGAUUCCAGAAAUACAGAAAAGGAGCAAAUAUUUUUAUAAAAGAGAGCUUAUACAUUUAAGCUUGGCAAACACAGAGAAUGUCCGACAAGGAGGAAAUGGUUUCAGAUGGGAGUCUGAAUGUCACGCUGACUCUCAGGCUGCUGAUGCAUGGGAAGGAAGUUGGCAGCAUAAUUGGGAAGAAAGGAGAAACAGUGAAGAAAAUGAGAGAGGAGAGUGGCGCUCGUAUCAACAUAUCUGAGGGAUCAUCUCCUGAGAGAAUAGUUACCAUCACAGGGCCGACAGAGGGCAUCUUCAGAGCUUUCUCCAUGAUCGCACAGAAGUUUGAGGAGGAUAUUACUGCAGCGAUGACAAACAGCAACGUGACAAGCAAGCCACCUGUGACACUGCGCCUGGUUUUCCCAGGGAGCCAGUGUGGCUCCUUGAUUGGCAAAGGAGGCUCCAAGAUCAAGGAGAUCAGAGAGACCACAGGCGCUCAGGUUCAGGUGGCAGGAGACAUGCUGCCGGACUCUACAGAGAGGGCUGUCACAAUCUCCGGCACUCCACAGGCCAUCACUCAGUGUGUAAGACACAUCUGCUCUGUCAUGCUGGAGUCUCCACCAAAAGGAGCAACAAUACCCUACCGUCCUAAGGGUAUUCCUGCUGGAGCCCAUGCAGUAUUAGCACAGCAACACCCUGCACAAGCCUUUGCAUUUCCAGGGCAGUAUGCUUUUGCGCAUCAAGAUUUGACCAAGCUUCACCAGUUGGCUAUGCAGCAUAUCCCCCUCCCUUCCCUUGGGCAGAGCAACCCUACCUUCCCUGGAUAUGAUGCAUCUGGCCUCACAAGUUCACAAGAGCUGGCAAUACCUAAUGAUUUUAUUGGCUGCAUAAUUGGAAGACAAGGCAGUAAGAUCAAUGAGAUUCGCCAGGUCUCUGGAGCUCACAUCAAAAUUGCCAGUGCCACUGAUGGCUCAGCCAUGCGCCAAGUCACGAUCACAGGCUCGCCGGCCAGCAUCAGCGUCGCCCAGUACCUCAUCAACGCCAGCUUAGAGAUGGCUAAAUACACCAUGCAGGCCGCUUCCUCUGCGACCCCCGUUGACCUCAACAUGAGCUUCUCUCAGUCCGCUCCCUCCAAUGCUGCUACCUCUAUGGCCGUCCUGGCGGCAAACACCCAAGCCCCCAUUAACGUUCACUCUCCCUCCACCUUACAAGCCCUCCAAAACCAACAUUACGCCGUCCCCGUUUCCAGCCUGCUUGGCAUGAAAACUCUCCUGGCUGUCCACCCAGCAGCCGCUUCCAGCCUAGCUCAGGGUUUAUGCCCUUACACUGCAAAAAUGACAACCGCCGGCAUGAAAAAGUCUGACCGGCAGAAGUUCGCUCCUUAUUGAUGUCAGCUUUAUUAGUCUAGUCAGUGUAGCUGACUGGUAAGACAUAAAAAAUUAUGAGAAAUUAUUUUAAAAUGACCAUAGAGGCUUAAAAAUAGCUUACGCCAGUGUGUGCAAGUGUUGCCAGUGUAGCACUUGUUUCACAUAAAUUGGAAGAUUAUUAAGAACAGAACUGAAAGGGUGUUCGUAUUAAAACAUGUCCUCAUUAAUUAAAACUGGCAGCAGAGGUGCAUAUUAACUCAGUAUUAUCUUGUGGACAUGCAUAAUAAUUCAUUAAUGUUGGUAACUCAGGCUUAUAUUAGUAUCCUGGAAAAAGGUAUUUUUUUCCAAUGGAUUCAUGUUACAGAGCUUUAUAUGAAGACUCCAGGAGAGGUAUUUUACAUGAUGCAAAUAUUGACUUAGUUUUUUAUCAGUGUCACUAGUUUACAAUACUUUUGUAUUAGAUAAUGCAAACUAGUAUCACGAGUAUGGUGCUUUGUUGGCAGCAGGCUGUUAAAAUGUUUGUCUUGUACAGUAGAGGUCAGUGUGUUUAGUAUUUUUUAAGAUUUUGUUAUGGUUUUAUGGAUUGUCAACUUAACCUUUCCUCACUAUAGGCUCUCCUCAGUGCUAACAGGCUUGGGUGUUCUGUAGUAGCAUUGCGCUGUUGCCGUUCUGAUGGGAUUAUCCUAAAGCCACAUUGGAUUCUUGUGGAUUUCACUCUACACUGUAAUCCUGUAGAGCGGGACUGGCAUAACUCAUUCAUUGUUUCUGUAUGCUAGUUUUGUUUCCUGUUCUUUUUUCCAAACCUAAAUGACUGGAAUGCUUAAAUUUUCAGUGUCUGAAAUGGAUUCUGAGCAAUUAUUUUAAUAAAGGUUUUAUUCAUGUGUUUCUGAUUUGGGUCUACCCCCAAACAAUGCAGAUUUGUAAAAUUCGUUGAUGAAAUGACUUUGAAAUA
This is a messenger RNA of Notothenia coriiceps (black rockcod), 2672 nucleotides long. RefSeq names its product poly(rC)-binding protein 3-like. The transcript is spliced from 13 exons. The record is from RefSeq and is a predicted model, not a curated record. Lineage: Eukaryota; Metazoa; Chordata; Actinopteri; Perciformes; Nototheniidae. Bases 455 to 1741 code for a protein of 428 amino acids. Gene Ontology annotation, molecular function: RNA binding.